Dendrobium catenatum is the source of this 3407-nucleotide messenger RNA. RefSeq names its product CAP-Gly domain-containing linker protein 1. The coding region runs from base 588 to 3119 and encodes 843 amino acids. The record is from RefSeq and is a predicted model, not a curated record. NCBI's taxonomy places the organism in Eukaryota, Viridiplantae, Streptophyta, Magnoliopsida, Asparagales, Orchidaceae. The transcript has 3 exons.
UUAAAAAUGAGCAGAUAAAACUGUUCCAAGUCUUCUCUUGUCCUCUCUAUAGCUUAUCAGCUAUCUUCGUCUCUUUCUUCUAAUGAAAACUAUGCUCCCUCUUUCUUGGCCAGGAGUUUACUUCUGAUGCAGGCGAUAGGCGCCAUCUUCCCUCCUCCACCAAUCAGUGGAAGGAGAACAUAAAAGAGAGAGAAAGAGAUAGGUGGAGUUCUCUGUUCUCACAGAAAACCAUGGAAUCUUUUUUAUGAUUUAAUACAGCCUUUCUGAAACUAGGACUUGAUUGAUCUCCCAUUCUUUCACACGUGAAAUUCACACGCUUUUCAAGCUACCGCUGCCGUGAUUAUAGGGUAAGUAUGCUCCCUGUCUCCCUCACUCUCCCUCUCUCUCUCAUUUAUAACGAAGAAAAGUGUAGGUGUGUGCAACUAAUGGAGUUAUCCAUGAUUUGUAAUACCGUUUUCUGUCAGAAAGAAGGAAGAUUUGGUUAUGGAUUCUUCUAUUGUGAUUUCUGAAGUUAACAUAUAAUUGGGUAUUCUCAGCAAGCUUCCGUUUCUGUUUCAAGUUGAGUGCAAAGGGCACUGCGAAACAAAAUGGCAGAAGAAGAGUUACCAAAUUCGGCUGAAGAAUUAAAUGCACUCAGCGCAUAUCCGAUGUACUUUGGCGUUUCGUGUGCUUUCCUUGCUCUUCAGUUCCUGUCCUCCGUGGACGGACCAAGCGCAGAGCCUGGCCAGCGAAAGUACUUGUUCGAAGAGAUUUUGCUUCGAGGCAGCGCCCAGCUUUUAGGAUUGUUAUUUGAGAAAGCUCAAAGAAGGCAUGAGUUUCUACAAGAAAAUGAGAGGAAGGCCAUGUUGGAAGUCGUGGAGCUGAGGCAGAUUCGCGCAGAGGACGCCAAGGCCAACGAGAAGGUUAUGUCCAUCUUUGCAGGUCGCGAGCAGAGCUGGCAAGCAGAAAGGAGGCGCCUUUUGAAUCAGAUCCAGUCCCUGUCGCGUGAAUUGUCCCAAGACAAGUUGAGGAAUGAGGAGGUCGUCUCUGAUCUAAAGAAGAGAGUUUUCGAGGAACAGCAGGCGAGAAGGAUCAAAGAUGACGGUUUUGAAGAAGAAGCAAAGAAAAGAUUGGAUUUGGAAGAGAGGCUGCGAGCUGCGCAGAAAGCAGUUGAGGAGUUGAGGGAGAAAACAAACAAGGAAGCGCAGGAUCACAUUUUAGAGCUCAGAAGGCAUAAGACAGCUUUCACGGAGAUGGUUUCCAACCAAAGGCAGCUGGAACUAGAGAUGGCUCGUUUGCUUCGCCAAGCUGAUGCACUAAAACAAGAGCUCGAAGAAGUUUUUGAGCAGAAGGAAGAGGCUGGAGCUAUGGUGGAGAAACUUUCGGAUGAGUUUGUUAAAGUUCAAAAGGACGCCGAGCAGAAAGGGAAGAUUGUUUCGGCCAUGCUUAGAAAAGCGAAGCACGAUACAGCUGAGAAACAGGCGCUUUUAAAGGAGGUGAAGAUAACUAGGGCGAAGAAGAAGCAAGCGGAGCUUGAGGCUGAAAGGUGGAAGAGCAUGUUGGAAGCAAAACAGAAGAAGGGCUCACGAGAAUUGCCUUCAGCUGAAGCUGGGAGUUCACGGGAAAGAGUUGCAGAGUUUCAAUCAAGCACUAGGGUUGACCUGAGAACACGUUUACUUGAGUACUUGACCACAGAGAACAAAAGAGAGCCUCAACUUCCCACAGAGAAGGUGGAGAGUGUAAUCAAACCAAUGGAGUUUCAGGUUCAGUUCUUGAACGACAGUGAUGAUGAUCUUGAUAAUGUUCAAGAGCUGCAAGAUUGGGUUCAUCAUGAAACUAAAAAAUACACAACAGUGCUGGAGCAAAAACAUUAUUCAGAGAUUGAAGCAUUUUCAGAGCAACUGAGAAUAAGAGAUGAGAAGCUGGAGGCUUUGCACUGGCGACUACUAAGCACCGAGCUGGACUCAAAGAGGCUGCAAUCUCACAUCGAAGGGCUUGACGGCAGUCUUACACAGCUAAGGGAUGAUAACCUGAAAUUGGAAGCUCUGUUAUCGGAUAGGGAAAGGGAACUAAAAUCAUUGAAGGAGAGAUUCAGCCUUUAUGGCAAGCAUUUUCAGGUGAGCAAUUCUCCUUCCAUUUCCGAGUUCUGUUUGCCCCAAUCUUUUGAUUCAUUAAUGAAGGUGUCAAAAAAGGAAUCGAAAGCGGAUGAAAGUUCAUAUGAAGUAGAAAAAAAUAAGCAGGAAGAUAGUGAAAUGAAAAAUGUAGAUGAAAUUGUAUUGCUUAGAAAAGGAAGGAUUGGAAUGGAAGCGGAAGCAACCAUUUGUAAUGAUUCGUUUUCAUCGAAAAACGUUUCUGGGGAUCAGUCAAAUGAGGAAAUUUUACUUGACGAUCAAUCAGGAAACGUUCAAAUGAUCUCUCAGUCUCCUGAAGGAGAGAUCGAAUUAGAGAGGGAUAUUGGCAUGGCUCUCAUUCAUUCCCAUGCAAGGCACAAUUCCUUGGAAGAUGCCUUUGCCUCAGUGUCCAGUAAGUUAGCUUCUGAAGGACAGCCUUUUUUAAAGAUGGAUUUUCAAGCUCUUGGAGUUUCCUUCAAGAUUAAAAGGCUAAAACAGCAACUUCUUAUACUAGAAAACUUGGCUGGUACACAUUCAUCUGAUCAUGCAACAGACAAUUCUGAUUCAACUGGCAGUACUAAUGAGAAGAACGUUGAGUUGAAAGGUUUAAUACAAGUAAUUUCCUUACUCAACAAGCAACUAAAGAGGUAUCAAACUCUUGAAGAGAAGAUUGAUGCCUUGUGCAAAAAGAUGCAUGAGAAUUCUGGGACUGUUACUGGUCGCCUUCUUCUAGAUGCUGGAACUAAAGAUAAAAUUGACAAACUCGAACAAUUUCUUGAAGAGACCUUUCAGUUACAAAGGUACAUGGUUGCAACUGGGCAAAAGUUGAUGGAGUUGCAGUCCAAGAUAAAAAGCAGUCUUGAUGGUGUUGAAGCACAAGAGGAAUCAGCUGUAUUUAACCUGGAGCAGUUUUUAGAUGUUGUUAGGACUCUUUUCAAAGAAGUUCAGAGAGGACUGGAGGUAAGAAUAGCUCGAAUAAUCGGUGACCUCGAGGGAACUUUAGCUAGCGAUGGCAUCCUUAGAAGAUGAUACUCUCUGAUUAUGAUUUAUUAGUCUUGCUUUAGAACGUAUUAUUCAAAUUAUUCUUGAUAGUGAGUAAUAAAAAGAGUAUACAUAAAUGGAUUUCAUUACAAAAUUCCGCCUGAUGUUCCUUUUUUCCCACAUAUUUUACAAAGGGAAAUCAAAUCUCAGAUAGGAGGCUAAUUCAAUUGCCAUUGACAUUUUGUUGCUUUUAUUUAUUUGUGUUUGUAAAUUGUUUUCCAUUGUAAUGAGUGAUUGCUAAGCAAGUUUUCUUCAAUUUGUUUAUAUUCAUGAUAA